This is a messenger RNA of Alosa sapidissima (American shad), 4988 nucleotides long. RefSeq names its product ligand of numb-protein X 1 (gene lnx1). Bases 1311 to 3365 code for a protein of 684 amino acids. Gene Ontology annotation, biological process: ubiquitin-dependent protein catabolic process. NCBI's taxonomy places the organism in Eukaryota, Metazoa, Chordata, Actinopteri, Clupeiformes, Clupeidae. The transcript has 10 exons. Gene Ontology annotation, molecular function: protein binding; ubiquitin-protein transferase activity. Gene Ontology annotation, cellular component: cytoplasm. The record is from RefSeq and is a predicted model, not a curated record.
CCCCUGCCUCCUAUGGAGCCUCAGACCCUAAAUGAAGAGAUGGGGGUGGACGCAGACCUCCUGAUUGAGGCAGGAGGUGAGAAAUAAUGCGGGAUGGACCACCUCUGCCUGGCUCUCCCCCCCUCAUUUCCGCGCGCUAAUGGUGCCUUCCGUCUCUCUCUCCCUCAGUGGUGCCUGCUGCAGUAUAAGUCAAAGCCUGCGCUGUUCGCUCUCUGACACACACACACACACAGGCGCACACACACACACACAUAGGCACAGGCACACUGACUCAAGCAUUGAGCGAGAGUAAGAGAGAGAGAGAGAGAGAGAGAGAGGGGGAGGGAUAGAGAGAGGCGCGUGCACACACAUACCCGCGUGCGCUCGUACGCAUAAAUCCUCUUACGGCUGGCUGAUGCCCAAGGCAGAUUAGACUCAGUAGGCUGCAGCGCUGCAACUCACGGCUCCCUUCCUCCCCCGAGCGUGCCACUCUCGCGCUCCGUCUCCGAGGCUGCUCUCGCCCGCCGCUCUCUCUCUCCGGCUCUCCGCCACCUCCUCCACGACGCGGCUUCCUCCUCCUCCUCCUCCUCUUCCUCCACCACCUGCUCCUCCUCUUCUUAUUAUUCUUUUUCUUCUUCUUCAGCUGUUUUUUUUCCCCCUUUGUCCUUUCCGGGGCUCUGAGCGUUUCUCUCACUCCGUUUUUUUUAUCCCUCCACUGGCGGAUCUCUCCAUCUGCUCUGCACCUGCUACUUCCUCCUCCUCUUCUUCUUCUUCUUCUUCUUCUGUUCCUCCCGUCUGCUGCUGCUGCUGCUGCUGCUGAAGCUGGGUCCUUCCUCCACUCUUCUGACCAAGCGUCCGCUACCGCUAACCCCCACCCCCCACCCCCCCACCCCACCACGGCUGCGGAGAUGACCGGACAGCCAGCGUGAGGGGUAAGAAAGACAAGAAGACGAAGAAGAACACAAUAAAGAGAAGGAAACAGAGGACUAGACAGAGUGAUCGAUAGAUAGAUAAAGGGAUAGAUUACUUUCCUUCCCACCUCUUCUCAGAGCCGCAAGCAUCUGGAGAGGUGGGGUGGGGGGGGGGGUAGAGAAGAGACGGGGGUCAGAAGCCCAGGCAGCAGGCUCGGAGCGAAGGAAUAGAGAAGGAAGGGAGGGGGGGAAAAGAGAAGGAGAGAGAGAGAGAGAGAGGUGGAAGAGGAGACAGCGAUCACCCUCCGCUAGGGAAGAAGAAGAAAGAGUGAUAGACAGUAGUAGAGAAGUAGAGAGGAACAGGAGAAAGAGAGAGAGAGAGGGAGAGGAGAGGAGAGAAGAGGAUCCUGAGUGUUAACCAUGAAGGCACUGCUGCUGCUGGUGCUACCUUGGCUUAGCCCGGCCAACUACACAGACAAUCUGGGCAACCUGCACAUCCUCUACUCAGAACUGUGCAAAGGCGCAUCCCACUAUGGCCUCAACGCCGACCGAAAGCGACGGUCCCAGGAGGGAGACUGCCUGGACAGCACGUCCGAGCUCACCGUGGCGACGCUGCCCGGCGAGGGAAGUCCCGCCUCUGCUGCCGUGGCCCUCCUAUCAGACGAGCCCGGCCUGGUCAACCCCGCCUUCGAGCCCAGCGUGGAGGACAACAGCCAAUCAGGAAGUACGACCAGCCUGACCGCUCGCAGCAACUCCAAGAAGAGUGAGUUCCGUAACUUUGACCGGGCGUCGGUGAGGAGUCGCUCGUUCCGGCGGCUCAACCGAGCCUUCAGCGUCCUGCGGAGGACCAAGAGUGGCACGGCCGUGGUCAACGAGAGCUCCGAGGAGCGGGACAACCUCAGGAACUCCAGCGUGCCCCCAGAAGUCUUGGCUCUGCCUCAGCUGCAUCACCUGAUUCCUGAUGGGGAGAUCACCAGCAUUAAGAUCUACCGGGCCGACCCCUAUGAGCCGCUGGCCAUCAGCAUCGUCGGGGGCAACGAGACGCCCCUGGUGCGCAUCCUCAUCCAGGACAUCUACAGAGAGGGGGUCAUCGCCCGCGACGGCCGCCUCCUGCCUGGGGACAUGAUUCUCAAGGUGAAUGGCAUCGACAUCAGCAACGUGCCGCACAUCUACGCCCUGGCAGCGCUCAAGCACCCGUGCCAGCUGCUCCGCCUGACGGUGCUCCGUGAGCAGCGCUACCGCUACCGUUCCAGCUCGCACCACCACCACUACGGCCACGGGCACCACGCCGGGCACCACCACGGGCACCACGGCGGCCCGCCGCCCCACGAGCCCUUCUCGCCCAACCAGCCUCCGCCGCCGCCGCCUCCGGUGCUGCGCGACGACAGCCUGCACGUGGUGCUGGUCAAGAGCGUGCCGGACGAGCAGCUGGGCAUCAAGCUGGUGCGCCGGCCAGACGAGCACGGCGUCUUCGUCUUCCACCUGCUGGAGGGCGGCCUGGCGGCGCGCGACGGACGCCUGAGGGUGGACGACCGCGUGCUCGCCGUCAACGGCCACGACCUGCGCUACGGCGCGCCCGAGCACGCUGCGCUUCUCAUACAGGCGAGUCAGGACCGGGUCCAUUUUGUAGUGUCUCGUCAUACCCAGAUCCCGACCCCAGACAUCCUGUCCGAAGCCCCCUGGGGUAUGGAUGGACCACCACCCUACUCCCCUGUGGACAUAGAGCAUAGCCUGCUGGACGCAUGCCAGAAGCCAAGCUGCUAUGAGAAGACAGUGACCUUGACCAAGGAGCCGCAUGACUCCCUGGGGAUGACGGUGGCCGGCGGCAUGUCCAGCCGCGGCUGGGACCUCCCUAUCUACGUCACCAACAUCGACCCCAACGGAGUGGUCAGCCAUGAGGGCUCCAUCCGCAAAGGUGACAUCCUGCUGAACGUGAACGGCGUGGAGCUGACAGGUGUGACGCGUGGCGAGGCGGUGGCCAACCUGAAGAACACCUCGUCGCCGGUGGUGCUGCGCGUGCUGGAGAUGCGGCCGCCGGACGAGAGCUGCCUGGAGAGCAUGCCGCCGCUGCUCUCGCCCUCGUCCUCCGUCUCGCCCUCCUCGCCCGCCGACGCCAAGCUGCCGCCGCUGCCCAACGACGACUACUCGCCCCUCUGGGUCUCCUGGCUGCAGCUGCCCAGGCACCUGUACUGCUGUAAGGACAUCAUCUUGCGCCGGAGCACGGCCGGCAGUCUGGGCUUCAGCAUCGUGGGCGGCCAGGAGGAGGUCAACUGCAACCAGUCCUUCUUCAUCCGCUCCAUAGUGGAGGGGACGCCCGCGUAUAACGACGGGAGAAUACGGUGUGGGGACAUCUUGCUGGAGGUGAAUGGGAAGAGCACCUGGGGAAUGAGCCACACCGCCCUGGUCCGGCUGCUGAAAGAGCUCCGUGGUCGGAUCACCCUCACCAUCGUGUCCUGGCCCGGGAGCCUGCUAUAGGACGAGGGCCCGCCACAGGACGAGGGGCAUGAACUUAACACUUUCAAACCUGCUGAGGAGAGAGGGGUGUGGAGCGUAGUCGUACACUGACCCUGCCUGCUGGAGCCAUUGGCAGAGGGCCUCUGGAUAUAAACUUCUCCGAGCUUGUAAAAUGGACCCUGCCUCACAGGACGGGGCUCCUGAUUAGCCCUGACCACCCCCCCCCCCCCCCCCAAAAAAAAGGGGGGUGCAGGACAUGUGACAUGGACCUUGCUCAGGAAGGUGGGACUUGACAAAAGACAGGUACCCGUGUAAAGAGGACACAGGAUUUAACUACGGACACUACUGACGAGAGAUCGAGUUUAGGCCAUGGACAUUUCUUCAGGAAAAACAAAGGCAUCGUACAAUGCGGAUCGCAACCGGAGGAAGAACUUGCUCUUCGACCUUGGAUAUGACUUCAGCGGUCCGAGCCACUUACUCCAGAUCUCAACCUUCUAAGGAAAGGUCAAGUGCACGGACCCCCCCACAAUUAAGGGGAAGUGACCAUCAUCUUAGACAUUUUGAGGGAGGGGGGGGGGGGGGGGUGGAAUUGGGGUGCUUGCAGCAUGGUAAUCAACCCCGGAGAGUGGAUCCAAUGACAGCAGACAGAUGCUGCUGCUCUGCCUCUCGGGGAGGGGCUUGCAAAACCAAUCCUGCUGAUCCGGGGAGGGGUGGUUGGGGCAGGGCUGGGGGGGGAUGGGCUUGCAGGUAGAUCUAGUCACACUUUAGGUGCACAGCUUUCUGAUCUCCCCCUUGAACACUGUGCUCAGUGCAUCUGAGCGUGCCCUUCACCCACACAGCAGAGGGCAGGAGAGGAAGAGAGGAGAGUGGUGAGAGGGACGAGUGUGUAAAGCAGCAUUUGGAGUGCUGGCAGAGAAAGAGAAAGAGAGAGAAAGAGAGAGAGGGGAUUUGGGGGAGGAGGGGGCACACAAGUUGCCAACUUGAUUAGUUUGACGUUAGAAAAAAAAAACGCGUUUGAGUCAUGUUUCGUUAUUGUAAAUGUUGAUGUCGGGGAAAAAAAAAUAUGAGUACAAAUCUAAGCACUUGUAUUGUUGUUUAUUUUUCAUUUGUUUAGUUUGUUUCGCUGCUUCUUUUCUGUUUCUAUGGCCUUUGGAUACAAGCUUUGUUUCAUGCUGUUAAUAACAGUGGUUGUUUCAUUUCUCCUUUGUCUUGCUUUCAAGAUCAAGGACACAUUAUUUUGCCAAGUAGUUCUGUCUGUGUUGGUAUGUUCUCAGACGCUGUGGCUUAAAACAAACAAACAAAAAAAGGUAUUCUCAAACCACUGGCGAUGUAGCGUUUAAAAAAAAAUUAUAUAUAGACAAAAAAUAAAGAAAAAAAUGUGUUCAUAAUAUCGUUAAAAAAAGAAUGGUAUUACUACUAACUCUACAGAGGUGAGAUUGUGGAGGCCUUACUGAUUUUCCUACCUUUGGAGGGGAGCUGUGUCGGAGAGAAGCAGGGGCCAGUGGGUCUGUUGGUCAGUGUCUGCAUCUCCAUGUGUGGCUCUUGUUUGCCUGUGGACCUAUCUGUGUCUCGCGUCUCGGCCUGUGUAGUAUAUUGUAACUGAUGGUACCUUUGGUAAAUGAUCAAUAAACUCGUUCUACAAGG